CUGCUGUUAUACUAGAUGUUGGUUGAUUUUGCUGCAGACUAUCCUGAUGGCAGCAACUCCAGUGAAUACCUGGUACAGCCGACCACGUACCUCCCCGAGAACUUCACCUAUGCCCAGAACCUGCCAUGUCCAGAGCGAUUACCUUCUAUGAAGGGCCUUAUUGAAGUAAACAUGACAGAGAUCCCCAUGGAGGAGAUAGAACUGAGGUCCUCCAAGUAUUUUGACAUUGAGUUUGGAGGCCACUGGAAACCAAAAGACUGCAGACCUCGCUGGAAGGUGGCCAUCCUGAUUCCGUUUAGAAACCGUCAUGAGCAUCUCCCCAUCCUCUUCCAACAUCUUAUCCCCAUGCUGCAGAGACAGCGGCUGCAGUUUGCCUUCUACGUCAUCGAACAGAGUGGCAGCCAGCCCUUCAACAGAGCCAUGCUGUUUAACGUGGGAUUCCUGGAGGCCAUGAAGGACUUGGACUGGGACUGCUUGAUCUUCCAUGACGUCGACCACAUCCCUGAGAAUGACCGAAACUACUACGGCUGCGGUCAGAUGCCACGCCACUUUGCUGCCAAGCUGGACAAAUACAUGUACAUUCUUCCAUAUAGCGAGUUCUUUGGUGGUGUCAGUGGACUCACUGUGGAGCAGUUUCGGAAGAUUAAUGGCUUUCCCAAUGCAUUCUGGGGCUGGGGAGGAGAGGAUGACGACUUGUGGAACAGGUUAGUCUACAAACAAGGUUUUUACAAAGUAAUCAGACCCCUUCAUUUAGUUACUCAGCAGUGCUUGUGUUCUCGUUUUUACAUCGGACUGCUUUUCUCUUCUGUGCUUUUCACAUAAAGAGAAACACAACGG
Molecule: messenger RNA, 837 nt
Organism: Notothenia coriiceps (black rockcod)
Lineage: Eukaryota; Metazoa; Chordata; Actinopteri; Perciformes; Nototheniidae
Product: beta-1,4-galactosyltransferase 6-like
Exons: 5
Coding region: 16-822 (268 amino acids)
Biological process (GO): glycosphingolipid biosynthetic process; carbohydrate metabolic process
Cellular component (GO): Golgi apparatus
Molecular function (GO): UDP-galactose:glucosylceramide beta-1,4-galactosyltransferase activity
Source: RefSeq, a predicted model, not a curated record